AAAACGAUCCUUCAACUUGCAGUUCGGGGCCGAUAACGAGUCCCGACCGUCGACCCACAUUUGCAAGCGAGAAGAUUUACUACCUACCUUACCUGGUUCGCCAUUAUCGUCUUUGUUCUUUCUGUAGUACCGAAAUCAACAUCAAUUAACAGAGACAAGAAGAAUGGGUGAAGACAGUAAGGUGGUUGCUCCGCCGCACGAUCUGAAUGCAAAGUGGGAUGCUUGUCUCGAUUUGGGUCUCCGCCGUGUCGUCUAUUCUUCCUUAGCCGGUGCUUUUACCGGUCUUCUCUUCUUAAGGAGUCCAGUCACACGUUGGGCAUCAGUGGCCUUGGGUGCUGGGAUUGGCAUUGGAUCUGCAUACACAGAGUGUUCAUAUAAAUUUGAUGGAUCGACAGCAAAGUUGGUAGCUCCAAGCUCAGAAUCUCAUUCAUCUCUGGGUGGACAUGAGUGAAGAUGAUGGUUAGUUGAGUUUGAGAGGACAUCUUCUUCUAUAAGUUGGUAUUUUAUUUCCCUUUGGAUUUUUAUUACAACUCAAGAGUGAGUGUUCCAAAUGGUUGGACUCUUAAAUCUCAUGUCAAGAUUUGUAUGGUGCUAUGAUAUGAUGUGUUUCACAUCUCACUAAUAAUCAUAAACAAAUUUAGCAAAUAAUUUUUGUGGUUGCAGAUUUGCUCUUACACAACUUUUAUUUAUAUAUAUAUAUAUAUAUAUAUAUAUGAACUUUUAUUAAAUAAAAAAGUAAGUGACAA
Impatiens glandulifera is the source of this 746-nucleotide messenger RNA. RefSeq lists its product as uncharacterized. Lineage: Eukaryota; Viridiplantae; Streptophyta; Magnoliopsida; Ericales; Balsaminaceae. Gene Ontology annotation, cellular component: mitochondrial inner membrane; MICOS complex; mitochondrion. Bases 164 to 451 code for a protein of 95 amino acids. The transcript is spliced from 3 exons. The record is from RefSeq and is a predicted model, not a curated record.